Messenger RNA from Halichondria panicea, 4027 nucleotides. Its product is annotated as msx2-interacting protein-like. Bases 88 to 3936 code for a protein of 1282 amino acids. Gene Ontology annotation, cellular component: nucleus. Gene Ontology annotation, biological process: regulation of transcription by RNA polymerase II. The transcript is spliced from 21 exons. The record is from RefSeq and is a predicted model, not a curated record. Lineage: Eukaryota; Metazoa; Porifera; Demospongiae; Suberitida; Halichondriidae. Gene Ontology annotation, molecular function: mRNA binding.
AUGUGAUGCAUAUACGUACGUCCAUGUACACAUACGUUUUUUAUUAGCUGAGUGUGUUUUUAAUAGGCUAGCUGAGCUGAGCCAGCUAUGGCAGCUCCUGUAUCUACCACUAUUAUAAAAGAGUCACGACACCUCUGGGUAGGAGGACUCCCUGACACAAUAGACGAACCCAAAAUCAAGGAGUACUUUUUGAAGUUUGGCAAGGUGGAAGGAGUUAAAAUACUGCCACAAAAGUAUCCCAAGAUUGGAGUGGCUGCAUUUGUUGAUUUUUUUGAUGUGAGAAGUGCAGUGGAAGCUAAGGAAGCCAAGCAUAAACUGAAUGGGCAGGAGCUGCGUACAAACUUUAAGUCCAAGCAGUCAGAGAAGUUUGAAGAAAAGAAGCUGUCUGAUGAUGAUGAGGUGGUGGAAGAUAGAAAAAGCAAUGAUCAUCAAAGCUCGUCCAGUAGCUCCGACAGUGAGAGUGAUGUAGAGAGCAGCUCCUCAUCUGGCACUGGCUUAGAAUACAACACUACAAAAAAGAAAGAGUACACUGUCCUGAAGAUUUUAGGCCUUCCUAAGCGACCAGAGAGGGUCCUUCAAGAUGGGCUUUACUAUGAAUACACUCGCUAUUCAUCUUCUGCUGAGAUAAGGAUGUAUGGAGAUGACUCAGAUAAAUGGGCUGUGGUAAAGUUUAAGAAAAGCGACAAGUGCAAGCAAGCUUGUCAGGAGACACAAGGAAUUGUCCUUUUCGGUAACAAGAUUAAAGUCACUCCACUGGAUACUGAUGACUUCCCUCCUGGUGGUAGAGAUGAGCCGGCUGUGUCCUCACAUGGAAACAAGCCUGUCCGGUUUGAGGAAGUUGACCCUCAAGCAACUCGUUCACUGUUUGUUGGGAAUAUACCCAAAAAUAUUAGUGUAUACGAUGUCCGUGAUGCAUUCCAAAGAUAUGGCACUAUUUUGGAUGUGGAGAUAAAGAAAAUGGGUGGGACAGCAACGUAUGGCUUUGUGCUCUAUUACGACCUCUCCAGUGCUAUUGUUGCUAAGAAGUACAUGGAUGGCCAGAACAUCAAAGGAAACAACAUUCGAGUUGGCUUUGGUAAGGGCACCAAUAGCAAGCAACUGUGGGUGGAUGGUGUAGACGCCGGAACGUCUCGACAACAACUAGAGAAGCACAUGAAUAAAUAUGGGAAGGUGAUUCGGCUUGGCCUCGACUACCAGCGCAACUGUGCCAUGGUCCAGUAUGACUCCAUUGAUUCUGCCAGGAAAGCUUUAGAGGCUGUCAAAGGUGCUCACAUUGGAAGCAGCAAGAAACUCAUGACUGACUUUGCUAAUCGUGAUGCUCGAGCCGCGUUCUUCUCUCAAAUGGACAGGCUCGAGAUACAUGUAGAGGGGGCUCACCAGUCCUAUCCCCCUGGACCUGGAAUAUACUCACCAGGACCUGGCAUAAUGGAACCUGCGUUCAGAGGGGGUAUGAUGGUACCUAGAGGAAUGUCUAUGAUGAUGGGACGUGGUGGCUACCACCCUCCAGGAGGACUACCCGUUGAUUAUAUGUAUGACCCGUACAUGGAUGGGGGAAUGGGCUACUAUGGUGGAAGGCCCCCCUUUCAUCCCGGUAGGGGACAUCCUGUACCAAUGGGCAUGCCCCCAUACCCUGGUGGGAAGUAUGAGGAUGACUACGAGGAGGAAUUGGCAGCAUACAAGAGGAAGAGAGACUGGGAUAAGGAGAGGGAGAAGAGAAAGAGCAAGAAGAAACAGAGCAGCUCCAGUGAAUCCAGCAGCGAGUCAGAUGAUUCUAGUCACAAGAAGAGGAAGAAGGAGAAGCACAAGAAAGCAGAGAAGAAACAGAAACGUAAAAGCAAGAAAGGAGCAGAAGAGAGCGGAGAGGCGUCCUUGAGUGAUGAGAACAGUGGAAAGAGGCUAAAAACCACGCAGAAGUCCAAGGAAAAGCCCAAAAAGAACCUGUCACCAUGCAAAAAAUCAGAAUCUGAUAGUGAUGCCAAGAAGAAAAAGCUGAGCGAGGCUGUAUCGAAGGAAAGCGACUGUGAGGAUCAACUGGUCUCGGAACCUGCCAAACCCUCAGUAGAGAAUAACCCUAAGGUUGCUUCUCCUCCAGCUUCUUCAUCUGACUCCUCCCACUCUGGUGACAAGCUUAACAAAGCUAAUAAAAAACCACCUGCCCCACCUUUGCCUGCCAUGAAAGUACCACAACUACCUAACAGGAAAGACUCGGUAGAAGAAGAACCCAGUUGCAAGUCACCAGUAGACGAAGAACUUAUCGUUGAUACUCCUCAAAGCCCUCUUGUUAAAAAGUCAUCGUUAUCUGCUUUACAAGUAGAGAGUGACUGGAGCAGUGGAGAGGAUUUCAAAAGCUCUGACAAUAAUGAAAAUCUAGUAUCAGAGCUUAAAAAUUCUGAAAAGGAAGAUGUUGAGAUAGUAGAGAAAGGUACAUGUAUGAUGAUGCUGCCUCCAAGAGAACCCUCCCCACAUGAAGUAGCUUCUGAGUCUGAUAGAGACAUUGAAAAGAGAUCUGCAGUCAGAACCAAACAGGCCAAACACAUCCCAAUAAGGUAUCAAGUUGAUCAAGAUGGUGUGCCACGUAAGGAGGUGCAGCGUUCCCGUGACCCUCGUUCAAAUAAGCGCUACCUUAGUGGCCCCAACUCUCCAUCUCCCCCUCCGCCUGUAAGUGGUUAUGUGGGUCAUCGAAGAAGGCCCCGCUACAAAGACUCUUCUCCAGAGCAGCAUGAACGAAUGAGACAUCGUAGACCUCGACCCUACUCCCCUGGACCAUCUCGAUUCCAUCACAGACAUUCCAAGAGUCCUCAGAGAUUCCCUUCUCCUGUAUUCAAGGGAAAACCACCAUCUCCAAGACCCCGAUCUCCUAGAGUAAAGGAAACUCAUGUUCGUCACCGAUAUGACUCUCCACCAAACGAGCCAACUCGGAGCAGCAGAUACUCUCACCGAAGUUCCCCCCGUUCCCCCUCUCACCGACAUCAGCAUUCCAUCUCCCCACCUUUUCCCAGGUCUCCAGACCGCAAACGUCCCAGGCACCGUACUCCCAGUCUCUCCUCUCCUCGAAGGUCCCCUGGUACAUUUAAGUACAAGCGUGAAAAGUCCCCUGCUGUGGAUGGAAGGGGUAGCUCUCCUCACCAGAGACGUGGGAAGAGAGGGUACAUUAGCAGAACACCUUCUCCUAAAACCAAGUACCGAGAAUCAGGUACUGCUAAGGAGGAUAAAUCUGAGUGUAAGCGUCGCAAAAUGGAGGAUUUACGUCCAAAAUCUCCUCCCUACCCACCACCCAAAGAUUCAGACAGUGGGAAUUGCUCACCUUACCGCUCUCAUGCCCCACUUUCUAUUGGAGUGGACACUAAACAAAGUCCUGCACAGAGACCUGUAGAUCCACCAGCACCCAAAAACAAACAACCCCCUUCUGAACAGAAUCAAGAUAAUUUGCUAGACCUCCUCAGACGUUACCCUGUGAUGUGGCAAGGACACCUCACACUGAAGAAUGACUAUGCUGCAGUUCAGCUCCAUUUUCUGAGUGGGAAUGUCCAGCUUGCCAAGCUGAGUCUCCCCCAGCCAGCUGAGCAACACACACCCACACUUAAGAUUGCUCAGAGAAUGAGGCUGGAGAAAACACAGCUUGAGGGCGUGGGGAGGCGAAUUCAGAGUGACGGUGAGCACUGCCUGCUGCUGGCACUACCAUGUGGGAGGGAUGCAUCGGAUGUCCACACUCAGACAAAUGCACUAAAGAACACCUUUAUCACAUACCUCAUUCAGAAACAGGCUGCUGGUAUCAUAAAUGUACCUGCAUCCACUCCUCAGGGUGGCUUUGUACUACACAUCUUCCCUCCCUGUCCAUUUUCCCAAGCACACCUUUCACGCGUUGCUCCUGAUUUACUUAGCAGCGCUUCUGAUAACUGUCAUCUAAUGAUAGUUGUUGCUACUAUGUCUCAGUAACUGUUGCAGACUUUCUUGUGUUAUAAUUAUUUGUGUGGUCAGAUUGUUGUACACAUUUAUAGGUAAAGAUCAUAAUUUGUAUUGCUAUGGC